Cladocopium goreaui is the source of this 2652-nucleotide messenger RNA. Lineage: Eukaryota; Dinophyceae; Suessiales; Symbiodiniaceae. The record is from the annotation of a GenBank genome assembly.
CGGAGAUCUCCGACUCACUUGGUCGCCAUGGCGCUGUUAUUGCUGUUCCUGGGAGUGUUGCAGCUAGCGGUUGCUCAAGAUGAAGUGGCAACAGUUCCAGAGACACAGGUGCAAGGCAACUUGCAACUUCAUCCAGAGACUGAAGCUGCCGACAACGAACUGGAGCGCGUGUCCAAUGUCUUAUCGAAGGAGGGAGAGCAUGCACUGGAAGGUCCCAUCACACCUUCCACAGACAGCUGCUUCCGACACGGUUGGGGCUACGACGAUGCCUGGCACAAGGAUGUGAAUGGUGGCUACGUCUCCAACGCGCAGACCUGCCAGGCCACCUGCGAUCAAAUGUGGUUCUGCGAUGUUUUCACCUACUAUUCGGACACAAAGGCUUGCUACCUACAAGGCAACCAAGCCAUUGAGAGCAUGAAACCUACCGCCGUCAGUGGACCCAAAUCGUGUUCGGCCUCUUCCCUGGCCCAAGCCUUAAAACUCACCAACCAGGCGGCGGUGAAUGCUGCUCGAGACGCCAAAGGUGCCGGCAAAACGGUCGACGAGGUGAAGCUCGCAGGGGCACUGGCCGCGCAACAGAAUGGAGUGCUGAUGGGAUUAUCCAACACUCAGAAGGCGCAAGUCCGUGCUGGUGUGGUGGGAGGAGUGGCAGCCUUGGCUUCUGCUGGAGAUGACAACAGUGUGACGCCUCAACUGGCCGCUGCGGCCCAGGCGGCGGCCAACUUUGCGGCGGUGAAUCACACGGUGGACAUCCAAGCGCAACAGGCCAUGUAUGCGGUGGGUUCCAUUGCUGGAGUUUUUUCCAAGUCCAGGGAUGAAGUCGUCCAAGACCGUUGCGACUAUGCUGUACGGAUGGCCUUGGAUGCCGCUGACACGGUGCCAGGGAAUGGAUUGACAGAAGAGCAGAAACUGGUCAUCGCCUCGGAGGAGGGCGCCUUGGUGGUGGCCUUGGCGGGCGGCACCAAGAAGGAGGUGUAUACGGCUGUUGGCACGGCUGUGCACAAAGUGGCAGAGCUGUACAAGAAACCUGAAGAGGUCCAGGCUCAGUGGGCAGCUACGGGGGAAGCGGCUGCCUUGGAAUGGUGGGAGGAAAGCUUCACCAAAGACACCGUGGAUUCGCGUUUGGAUUUCAAGGAUAUCCUGGAAAUCGCCCGGAAGGCGGGACAAGACGCUGAAGCCGAUGGCGUGAGUAUGGAAGAGGCGGUGUUGGCAGCGGCACAAGCGGCCAAGAGUGCAGCCAUGGAUCGGGGCUAUCCCGAGCGUGAGCAGGCCCGAGAGGCCUCCAUUGCCGGUGCCACCUUCGCCACGGACCUCACGGGCGCUCUGCCGCCCCGCGCGGAGGCGGCCAAGGCGGCGGCGGAGAAGGUGGCAUUAGAUUGCGCCCUGCCUCAAGCAACCGCCGAUUAUGAGGGGCAGAGAGCCUAUGACUUGGUCAUGAGCCCUGGUAAGGCCGAGGCAGCAGUGGCUACAGAACAGGCUCAAUCUGCCAACGGCUUCAGCGCCAGCAACCCCGAAGGCUUUGCUGCCGGUGUUGCUGGUGUUGCUGGUGCCGGUGCUGGUGCCGGUGCUGGUGCUGGCCUGGCUGAAGGUACUGACAACCUGGGUAGCAGCGCCACGAUCGACGGAGAAAGCCAGUCCUCGCGGAACUUUUUGGUUGAUGCGGCCAUCAUCAUUGGAAUCCUUCUCGCAGCUCUGGCCUGCUGCAUCAUCCUCUACUUGACCUGCAGCCACAAGAGGUCCACACGCAAGAGCAAACACACACGCCAUGUCUCGGUCGAUCAGAACCAUGAGGCCCCUGAUGAGGAGCAACAGCCACUCAUUGCAAAGAGUCAGGAUCCAGAGCCAACGACUGGAACAUUUGGAUCUGCGGCAGUUCCAGUGAACACAGCCCCCGGCGGUUUCCCAACUCUCGGGUUUCAGCCCCUGGCAGUUCCCAUCACCACAGCUGCUCCCAUCACCACCGCUGCACCCAUCACCACCGCGGCACCGAUUACGACCGCGGUACCGAUUACCACACGCUCUGUGGUGCCGGCUGUGCCACUGGCAACGCCGGGGUCAUUAUCUCAUUGUAGUGGAUCCCUUCAAGCCGCGCCGGCAUCGGCUUUGGGGACGUAUCGGCUUCAAACCACACCGGCGUCGGCGUUCCAAGUGAACAGCUACAUUGUGAACGACACCUCCACACCUGCUCAGCCGAUCUUAACUUCUCCAGGAUUGACAUCUCCAGGACUAACCUCUCCAGGAUUAACAUCUCCGGGAGUUCAAGUUGCCACCACCAGCUUUGCAAAGGCACCAAUGUUGAUUGGAGAACAGCCGAUUCCUACGGGGCAGAUUCCAGUGACAGCCUCGCUGAACGUGGGGCAUGAGGUGAAGCAAAUUUCAUACAUGGAAUGGCACGAUGCUUGGCGUCCCGGAAUGCCUCGCGACGUGGUUUUCACCAUCCCGGAGGGUGCUGUGGAGGGCGCUCCUCUGAUUGUGGAGGUGGAAACUGGUAUUGUGGUGCCCACCACAGUGCCGCAAGGCGCCUACCCUGGCGCAUUGGCUUGCUUGCAGCGCUAGGAGCUGCCAACACAUCGAAACUCGACAUCGAAACCUGCAGUGAUGGGCAGCACCAGCCUCCAAGGGAAUCAACCACUACCCUCUGGUAAACAUAGG